This is a messenger RNA of Bufo bufo (common toad), 1680 nucleotides long. It is a transcript of the gene TWSG1, whose product is annotated as twisted gastrulation BMP signaling modulator 1. NCBI's taxonomy places the organism in Eukaryota, Metazoa, Chordata, Amphibia, Anura, Bufonidae. Gene Ontology annotation, biological process: regulation of BMP signaling pathway. The record is from RefSeq and is a predicted model, not a curated record. The transcript has 5 exons. Bases 174 to 851 code for a protein of 225 amino acids.
CCUUCUCCUUUUCUUCCACACGCCAUCAGAGUCUAGGAGGUUACAGAAAGCUGGAUAGUUUGAGCCUUGUUGAAAAGGAGAAGUAUAGUGAGACAAACCCUAAGGUGAAGACGAGGUCCCAUCCCAUACAAUUUACUGCUUUCUUUGGAAAUUUUCAGUGUCCUGUAUAAAGAAUGAAGCCGUCUGUCCUUCCCAUUCCAGCAAUAGCCGUUGUUUUGUGUCUUGCGUGGAUUAUACCCAUUCAGUGCUGCAAUAAAGCUCUCUGCGCGAGUGACGUCAGCAAAUGCUUAAUACAGGAGCUCUGCCAGUGUCGUCCUACAGACGGAAACUGUUCAUGUUGUAAGGAAUGUAUGCUGUGUCUGGGUACACUCUGGGAUGAGUGCUGCGACUGUGUUGGCAUGUGCAAUCCAAGGAACUACAGUGACACCCCUCCAACCUCUAAGAGUACAGUGGAGGAACUGCAUGAGCCCAUUCCAUCCCUCUUCCGAGCACUAACUGAAGGAGAAAGUCUGAAUCAGCUCAACUGGAACAUUGUGUCAUUUCCGGUGAUAGAAGAACUCUCGCAUCACGAAAACCUUGUAUCCUUCCUUGACUCGGUAAAUCAGCAGCAACAUCACAAUGUGUCUGUUCCUCAAAACAGAGUCCAUGUGUCACACUCAAGUGAGAAAGAACACAUGUGCACAGUGGUAUACUUCGACGACUGCAUGUCUAUCCAUCAGUGCAAAGUUUCCUGUGAAUCUAUGGGCGCAUCGAAGUACCGGUGGUUUCACAACGCUUGUUGUGAGUGUGUUGGUCCAGAGUGCAUUGAUUAUGGCAGCAAGACGGUGAAAUGUAUGAACUGCAUGUUCUGAGAGCAUUGCCUCCAGGCUCUUUAGUGGGCAUAAAACUCUAUUCCUGCCACUCAGACAUAUGAUCUGUAUAGUACAAGAGUAGUACAAGGCGCUCUCUACUUAAACGGUCAAGAUGGUGAAGAAGAAUAUCUGCUACGUAGAAAGGAGCAUCCAAUUUUUUGGUAACGAUAUUAUAUUUUGUUGUUUUUUAUAUUCUAAGUUUAUGUAAAUUUUUAGACUGCUGUGUACCAUUUCAGAUUCACAGAAUGUAUUUUUAUAAACCAUGUAAAAUUAAAUUUUAUUAUAUAGUUUACAGUAUCAUUACCAUUUAAAAUGUCUUAACAUACCUAUGUUUCAUAGUAUCCAGAAUAUUAGGACUUUCCUGUCUCAAAUUGCAUUUGCUUUGGUUUGUUCUUUGCGUUGCAUUAUAAACUGUAAAGACAAAGCCAUUGUUUACCAAAAAAGUAUAUCGUAAUAUUUGUAUUUCUUUUGACCUUUUAGAUUUAGUUCCGGGAUUUUUUAAAAUGUUUUUAUAAAUUGUUGCACUUUUGGUCAAUACUUCAAAAAGUUCCAUAAAUCAAUUUAGCUUACUUUUUUGUAUUUUGUGCUUUGUUCUUUACAAAAAUAGGUCUUUUUUUUAAUUAAUAACAGCAUGGUGGUAUACAAUAGAUUUAAACAAAUUAGGCCUAGUUUCCAUAUUGAUUUUUUAUUGAGAAGAGUUUAUCUUCCCAUAUCUGCAUCAUCACCUAUAAAGUAUAGGUGUCCUGCAUUCCUUGAGGAAACUGAUCUAUGUUCUUUAGACUGAGAAGAAGUCUAUGUGAAGAAAAUAAUUAAUCUGUGUCUGUAUACA